Messenger RNA from Bombina bombina (fire-bellied toad), 951 nucleotides. RefSeq names its product olfactory receptor 1019-like. The record is from RefSeq and is a predicted model, not a curated record. Gene Ontology annotation, molecular function: G protein-coupled receptor activity; olfactory receptor activity. NCBI's taxonomy places the organism in Eukaryota, Metazoa, Chordata, Amphibia, Anura, Bombinatoridae. Gene Ontology annotation, cellular component: membrane. The transcript has a single exon. Gene Ontology annotation, biological process: G protein-coupled receptor signaling pathway. Bases 1 to 951 code for a protein of 316 amino acids.
AUGGAUAUAGAAAAUGUGACCCAGUUCUCUGUUUUUCAUCUUAUUGGUUUCUCCGAUCUCCCUACAUGGAACUUACUUCUUUUACUGCUGUUUAUUUUCUCCUUUUUAGUGUCUUUGGUUGGGAACUCUGUCAUCAUUUUGAUAAUCAUUUUUGAUUCAAGUCUGCACAAUCCAAUGUAUUUAUUUUUGCUGAAUCUGUCAUUUUUGGACAUUUGUUCUAUUAAUGUUACAGCCCCACAAGUUAUGGUUAUAUUUGGCUCUAUGUAUUACACAGUUUCCUUUGCAGACUGUAUUUCGCAAGUAUAUUUUUACCUUGUCUUCACUGAUGCAGAAUUCUUUCUUCUCCCAGUCAUGGCAUAUGACCGUUAUGUGGCAAUAUGUAGUCCACUUCAUUACUAUAAAAUCAUGAAGAAGGAAGUAUGUAUCCUAUUGGCAGUAGCACCAUGGGCAUUUGGAUUUAUCGAUAUGUUAUCUUGUACUAUACUAACAUCUCAGUUGUCCUACUGCAACUCUCACAUCAUCAAUCAUUUUUUCUGUGAUCUUACUGCCCUCAUGAAAUUAUCCUGUAGUGACACUUCCAUUAUUGAGCUUGUUACGUUUGUGGAAGGGGUUGCCUUCGGCUUCACACCUUUUUUCAUUACGCUGACCUCAUAUGCAUAUAUUAUUCUGAAUGUGCUGAAGAUUAAUUCAGUUGAUGGCAGAAGAAAAGCGUUUUCUACAUGUUCGUCACACAUCACUGUUGUCAUUCUUUUCUAUGGGACAAUCAUAUGUAUGUAUAUGAGACCAUCUUCAGACUAUUCACCUGCUCAAGAUAAACUUUUUGCAGUUUUUUAUACGACUACUGUUCCAAUGUUAAACCCUCUAAUAUACACUUUAAAAAAUCGUGAUAUAAAAAGGGCAAUUUUAAAAGUAUUUGUUAAUAAACAUAACCCUUCAUUCAAAGAUAGGUAA